Molecule: messenger RNA, 778 nt
Organism: Patella vulgata (common limpet)
Lineage: Eukaryota; Metazoa; Mollusca; Gastropoda; Patellidae
Exons: 4
Coding region: 150-722 (190 amino acids)
Source: RefSeq, a predicted model, not a curated record
CACGACAUUUUGGACAGGUAGAGUUUGUUAAUAUUUAGGACAUGUUUAGAUGUUUAUAGACUAUGUAGAGAUUGUACACUUGAAUAGAGGCGACAAUGACAGGUAACAAAUCUAUAGGCUGAGAAUAUUCUUGUUUCGAAGACAAUACAAUGGAUAAAGAAUUGCCUUUGAUCAGACAAUCGUCUACUGCUGCAUCAGAAACCGUGUACGAUGCUCCAGAUUCAGUAAUUACUUUGCCAGAUUAUUUCCCCGUUGCACCAUCCGUGCCGUCUUCAGCCUUACAAAGUCCAGUUAAAGAAACUCUUUCCAAAACUGUGAGUAAUGUUACAUCGGGCAAGUCUACAGUGUUCAGCGAACAGACCAAACAACACAACUCAGCAUCAGAAACACAACCGUUAGAUGUCAGUCACCCUCACGUAAUAAACAGAAACAUUUGGUCCGUAUGGGGAGAUGAACCUCAACGUCAUGAUGAUAGAAAUCAAAUGUGUUUGUACAAUGGUGGAUAUGAACAACCAGUCUUACCGUAUUAUUAUCACAAAGACCGGAAAUCAAAGAGGCGAAGGAGGGAGAAAAAAGCUCAAUUCCAAUCAGAUGACGCUUUGAAAAUUGCUGUAAUUAUUGUAGGGUUAAUAACAUUACUGAUAUUUCUUGUCACGGUAUUUGUUGCUGUUUAUUAUGGUUUGACUGCUGAUGUCUUAGCCCCAACCACAGUUCGACAAUGACAUUAAAAAUACAUAUAGGCUAGAUAUUUUACAACAUGCUAUUAACAAAUAUUGUU